Messenger RNA from Trypanosoma grayi, 312 nucleotides. RefSeq lists its product as hypothetical. NCBI's taxonomy places the organism in Eukaryota, Euglenozoa, Kinetoplastea, Trypanosomatida, Trypanosomatidae. The coding region runs from base 1 to 312 and encodes 103 amino acids. The record is from RefSeq and is a predicted model, not a curated record. The transcript has a single exon.
AUGAGAAAAGCCCAGGCAUGUGCGCCGCGGUGUUGUAUUCAACGUUCGUGUUCCCCUUUAGUACACUCUGCCCCUGUGUGUGAGCGUCUUUCCUCACCCCUACUCGCUGCUUACACCCGUCGUGCAGGCUCGCCGGAAGAGGUCUGCAAGGGCACGGUGGUGGCGGCGCAGCUCAGCGUCCGGGCCGCUGCAAGCAACAGCCACAACAGCACUGGCAUGUCACAGCCACCGCAGCUGUGUCGCUGUAGUGGCGCAGGCACUGCUGUUACUGCCCGUCUCUACACGGGUGCGGCGUCUGCAGCUCUCUGUUGA